Messenger RNA from Anopheles merus, 3276 nucleotides. RefSeq lists its product as uncharacterized. Lineage: Eukaryota; Metazoa; Arthropoda; Insecta; Diptera; Culicidae. Bases 1047 to 1679 code for a protein of 210 amino acids. The transcript is spliced from 5 exons. The record is from RefSeq and is a predicted model, not a curated record.
AGGUACACGCACAUAACUCAGUCAGUCGGUCGAUCGGACGGUCGUGGUUCGCGCUCCGUCCAAACGCUCCAAAAAAAGAAAAAGUGCCGCAGCCCCCUGCCCUUCGGUUCGUGCAAUCCAUCGUCUUUUCAGCGCACUGGUAGCUCCCCUGUGCACAUGUGGCUGCGUGGUAUAACUGCUGACAUCGCUGAGCCCUACAAUCGCGGUCAGCACAAGGUUGCGUAGUGUGUGACGCGCGGUUGUGUGCUUUCGUACUUCGUUCCAAUCGAUCUAACGCAACACACCAUCAUCACACGUCGUCUUCGUUGUUGUUGUUGUCUCGUUGUGUUUCGUGUUCUGGUGUGUUUUGCCUGAACCGCGCGGUUUGCCGUAAAUUCCCGAAGUGCUUUCAUCCGGAUUUCGCGCACCGCGUCAGUGUUUUGGUGCAGAGGAGGAGAGAUCAUCAUCAUCUCGAUCUCGUACGCCGGAGAAAGAGUGUGUGUGUGUGUUAAAGGGAGAGAGUGUGAGAUCAAGGGAGCAGCAACACACUUGACAGCUUAUACGGAAAUAAACGCUCAUUGAAUGUUGUGGUGGAUCGGAGUCGCGCGUGCUCGGGCGGUUUUGCGGCGCGUUUCGUUUCGUUGAUGCGUUGAUGUCGAAAGAGAGCGCGCGCUGAAGGGCUCGUCGGUGCCGCACGCCUCAAAACGAACGAAGUCAUCCGCGCUUUAGCUGCCCGCUGGUGGUUUAAUGCUUGCCUUAAAGUGGUUCCGUGUUGAGGUUGGAACAAAACGAUCGUGCAGUGUUGCUGCCUUCUAUUGCGCCACCUUGGAGGAGGGCGCCUAGGGUGUGGAACAGGCAGAACACGGCGCACGAGUGUGUGCAAUUUGUGUGAAGUGUGUUCAAAGUAGAAGAACGAAACAAAACCGCGCCGCCGUGUUGCGUAUGCAGAACGUUGCUGGCGGCACUCUUUCUACCGUUCGAAACUCAGUUUUCAUUUGUAGCCUCAUUGUGGUUGAGAGGACACCCUCCUUUCGGUAAACUAGACGCACCCCCAACCAUAUCCGAAAAUGCCGGAAUCAAUUAUCAUGAACCGAAUCUUUCGGUAUUUCAUGAAGUUUCACGGAUACUUCAUCGCGAUCUGCACGAUCUUCUUCACCUCCGUCAUCAUCGUGAGCUCGUUCAUGGGCCGGGACAUGCACGACGAACCCCUGUUCGUGGAGGAAGAGUACGAGCCGGUGCUAAAGUUUCCCGUGCUCAUUCAGCUGGAAUCGGUCCUGUGGCUGACGGCAUCCGUAAUGCUGCUGGCCGGACUGUACAAGGAAAGCAAGAAUUACAUCACCCCCUUCCUGGCGCUCUUCAUCGCGGACGGUGUGGUGGUGAUCGUGCAGGAAACGAUCAACCUCUGCACCGGGCGCAUUUCCGAGCUGGGCACGAUCGACACGCGCCAGCUGGUAGUAAUGAUACUGGCAAACGUGUACGUACUCGUUAGCCUGAUCGUGCUCUACCGGAUGUUUGGCAAGGAGCCACUGCCAGCGACGCAGAACAACUUCGUGCGCUUCGACAACGAGCAGGACGUGGAGACGGGCCACGGGAUGGGUCCGGUCACGGCGCCACCACCUGCCGGUCCGGCCAAUGUCAACGGUUCGUUGAACUCGCCCAGUUUCGCCGGGAACGGUGUCACGGCACAGCACGCGACCUAAGGGAGCGCCCCCCCAGAAGCAGCAAGCAAGGGAGCGAAAGCCGGCCAGUCCCACGGCGUGCAUAUGUUAGUAAUAUGCGCUAGUGAAAGUGAUGUACAUACUCGUUUUGUAAGUGUCAGCGGUGCGGUUUUGGUCGUGCCAUCCGCACGCCCGUGUGUGUGUGAUCAAUAUGGCAGCGAUGGAAUGUGUUUUUUUUUUUUGCCAGUGGAAUGGUGAUGAGGUGAUGUGAAGCUGCCAGCAGCCCGACGAGAGCAGCCAGAAAUGCCGCAGCCUGAAAUUCCAGCGCAGUCUUUUGUCAUCAACAUAACCACCCGAUCGAUGAAUAUUGGAGCGAUUGUACUAUCCCUUUCACCUUGCCACAAACACGAACGCGAAUGAGGUUCCUCCAAAUAGCCAGCAUUAUCUAAAUGAGCAUCAUCAUCACUAAAAGGAAACUGAUCUAAGUACACACAAACACACAUACACACAAGCGACUGCAGCCACACGUCGGUGCAGAAACUCACUCACGUGCUUUACCACAAUUGGCCAAUUAGGGCAACUGCAUGAGAAACUCCGCUCAUCGCACAGACACCGCCACCGAUCACGCACGGGAAAGACACAGUUCGUGUGUCCACAGUUGGGUUAUCCAGUGCGUGGUUUUAGCGUGAGAUCGUGUUCGCGUGUAAUGCAACCACACAUUCGAAUGGAAAAUGAUCCUCUCCGAGAGACACAACCCAUUUCCAACCAUCAUGUCACCACCGAAGCUGCGUGUGGUUGUUGUUGUUGUUGUUGUUGCUGUUGCUGGCCCAGCUAAUCGUCUACCGGAGUCGGAGCGUUUAAGAAAGCCGAAAGUUUUGAUACGAAGUAUCCUCGCACGUGGACGGCAGCAGAGAUGAGCUUAAAACGAUCGGCCACCAUUUUUGUUUGUUUGUCUUUAGCGUUACGUUAUUAUUUUAUUUAGUGUUUAGCUUAAAGGGUAGCUAGCGUAGGACGCGAUACGCACAAGUAAAUAUAUGUGUAUUAUGUUAUUAUUAAUCGGUGGACAGUGUGUGACGUGAAAUAUGGCAGGAGAGUUGUAGAACGCCAGACAGAGAGAGAGAGAGAGAGGACACGUCACGUACACAAGUAUGAUAAUCCCCACCCCAAUCUCACUAUGGCCAGUUAGUAGGGUAGGUGCGUGCCGUGCCGAGAGGAUAAGCCGAGACCGACGACUUUCCUUCUUCGAACAGGGUUAACAAAGCACACAUGGUCGCUGCUGCUCCUGCUAUCUAAGCUCUUGUAACAGCGUAACUUUCCCGCACAGGGGUUUUUGCGCUAAUCCCCAGGCAGGCGACGGCCGGGUAAUUCGAGCCGGAGGAGUAGUUUAGAACGCUAAAGGUCAUGCACACAAACACAUAAAGUGCACCACCGAAGCCAAAUAAUGAAAUAGAUAAAUAAACGAUGAAAGCGAGAGACAGCGACCCCGCCGCCGGACCGCGUUUUGCUACAAACAGCAUGUACAGGCAAUAGCGCAACUAGACUGCGCGGAAAAGGGCACAGAGACCCCCCGCGGGGGCACGCGAGAGACGCAGGACGUGUAGAAAAUAUAGCAUACAAUCGGAGAGUUGAAAACAAACGA